GCUGUGCCGUUGAAACUUGUCAGUCAACCCAUGCCAGGAUUCUGGACGUCUGCCUCUCUAGCGCACCCUCAUUACAUGUGCCUGUCUAAGCAGACUCGCUCAUCUGUUUGGAGACGCUCUGCAUAAGUCGGGAAUUCUCUGCCUUCUGUGGAAUUAGAUCAUAACCUUUCAGAAGCAUCCGCCUUGUAACCCUCCUCCUCGCUGGAGUCUAUGUGGUAUCCCUUUGCAGCUUCACAACCUGUGUGUCUGUUCGAUUUCUAGAAUGGAAGAAGCUGACCUGCUGAAGGAAAGACUCCAGGCCAUCACAGACAAGAGGAAACUGCAAGAAGAAAUCACUCAGAAACGCCUUAAAGUAGAAGAAGAAAAACUAAAGCAUCAGCACUUGAAGAAAAAAGCUCUGCGUGAGAAAUGGCUUUGGGAUGGAUUAAAUACGUUUACUCCAAAAGAACAAGAAGAAAUGCAAAACCAGAAUCGAGAGGAUGAACAACAGAUGUUGGAACUGGAACAAAACAUCCUCAGACUUGAAAAAGAAAUUGAGGACCUUGAGCAAGAAGAGCUAACAAUCUCCAUUAAAGAAAAAGCCAUACUGAAGAAGCUUAAAUCUGUUGAAAGGACUACAGAAGAUAUUAUAAAGGCUGUAAAGGUGGAAAAAGUAGAGAUUACAGAAGAGCCAGCCGACUACAUAUAUGCCAAUAUACCAGACCUUCCAAAAUCGUUUAGACCAUCUGCACUUAAAAGCACAGGAGUUCUAGAAACUGAGGACAAUGAAGAAAAACGGAAAGCCCUGUUUGCUAUGGAAAUUAAAGUUGAAAAAGAUAUCAAGACAGGAGAAAGCACCGUUUUGUCCACAAUACCACUUCCAUCGGAAGAAUUUAAAGGUGCAGGAGUAAAAGUCUACGAUGAUGGCCGAAAGUCUGUCUAUGCAGUGUGUGCCAAUGGAAAUAUAAAAACCAAUGAAGUAGAUGACCUUGCUCCUGUUGAAGUGGAGAACCUCUUAAGGCAAGCAACUGAAAAGCAGUCCAAGUUUCCCACUGAAUAUCAUGAACCAGUAUAUGCAAACCAGUUUUGCAGACCCACCACCCCACAGCAGGAUAAGUUGGUCCAGAGAACAAAUGGUGAAAAAGGUGCUAUUCAACAUAAGAUCAACAGAUCUGACUAUUUUUAUACUGAAAACAGCUAUAAUAAAGACAAACAUAAUCAAACAGAAGAAAAUGGUCUGGAACAUCUUUCAAGGGACUGUCAGCAGAAUUCAUGCUCUCCAGUUCUUCAGACAGGAAGGUCUCUACAGAUUAGCCCCCAAAACAAGAUGACGCCUGAUGUUCAGACAGAAUUUCAUGAAGGAACAUAUCAAGAGCGGAGAGAGGACCAUCAAGAUGUAAAGCUCAGAAACUCUGUAAUUAAUAAUGAAAAGCCUUCUCCCACAAUGCUAAAAAGUGAUGAAGAUUCUACUUAUAGUGUGGUCCAAGCUGUGCCGUGUUAUGUGGAUGAUACAGAACCCGUUACAAUGAUUUUCAUGGGAUACCAGCACGUGGAUGAUGAAGAACUCAGUAAAAACAUCUGCGGAUAUGAUGGGGUUAUCCAUGCAGAACUUGUUGUCAUUGAUGAUGAUGGUGAAGAGGAAGAGCAUAAAGCUGAGACCCCUUUGUAUCAUCCAGUAGGUCCCUAUAGUCAGGUCUACCAGCCAUCCAACCAAACAGAAGCAAUUCCGCAGGCAAAAUCCAGCAAAACUACUAUUAACAAUGUGAAAAAGGCACCUUACAAAAAUUCCAUAUCACUCAAGGAACAAGAAGAAAGUUUGAGCAGUUCUGCCCUCAAUGGUCAAUUUGAUGGCCAAUUAGCAGGUGAUGGAACUGAAGAUCCCUCCUUAACAGCUCUGAGAAUGAGAAUGGCAAAACUGGGGAAGAAAGUGAUUUAACAGCUACAAUGGUAUAAUGCUAAGUUCCUGGCAGUGUGACAUGAAGCAAAAGAAUAAUUCUCUAUGUUUUGGCCCUGGGUGGAUGUUGUUUA
Varanus komodoensis (Komodo dragon) is the source of this 2007-nucleotide messenger RNA. It is a transcript of the gene PALMD, whose product is annotated as palmdelphin. The transcript is spliced from 8 exons. The coding region runs from base 263 to 1915 and encodes 550 amino acids. Gene Ontology annotation, cellular component: cytoplasm; membrane. Lineage: Eukaryota; Metazoa; Chordata; Lepidosauria; Squamata; Varanidae. The record is from RefSeq and is a predicted model, not a curated record. Gene Ontology annotation, biological process: regulation of cell shape.